CUCUAAAUCUAAUACAAACAAAUUCAUUUUCUCCAUUUAUUCCUUUUCACUGCUAAUUUUUUUUCUCAAUUCAAAGGGAAAAAAAAAAAACAACCCACAGCCUCUCUUUUCUCAGAUUUUUUUCUGGUUCUUCUUCGUAAUCAAGCCUUAUAGCUCUGCUUCAGAGAAACUUAUUAAAGCUUCAUAAGCAAGACUGAGAAAACAAGGUGAAGAGGAAGAAUCAGAUUUUAUGCUCAAGAUGGAGAUUUGCCUUGUCUUAACGCACACUUGCUGAGCAAAAUUUGUUGGGUAAUCUAACUAAGAUGAGAAAGCAUCGUUUUAGGGAGUCUAUGGAGUCCUUCUUUGGGCAUCAUGUUGAUCCAGAAAAGGAUGAACAGCUUAAAGGAAGUAAAAUAGAAAUUGAUGACAAGGUGACAAAAAUAUUGAAGCUCAUCAAAGAUGAAGAAAAUGACUCCAAGAAGGAACCGCUUGUCCAGUUAAUUGAGGAUUUCCACAAACACUACCAAAGUCUAUAUGAACAAUAUGAUCAUCUCACAGGGGAGCUGAGGAAAAAAGUUCAUGGAAAACGAGAAAAAGAUGCCUUGUCCUCGUCAAGUUCAGAUUCAGACUCUGACUAUUCUUCGAAAGACAGAAACAGUAAAAAUGGACAAUUGGAAAGCGAAUUUCAGAAAAUAGCUGACGGCAUUAAACAAGAACUUGAGGAAGCAAAUCUGGAAAUUGCUGACCUGAAAAGGAAGCUGACAGCUACAAGUGAAGAAAAAGAUGCUUUGAAUUCAGAUUAUCUAGCCUCUUUAAGCAAGGUUCAAGAAGCAGAGGAAACCAUAGAAAAUCUGAAGCUUGAAUCUGAAAGAUCAGAGAGUGAAAAAUCAAAACUUUUGGUUGAAAAUGAAGAGCUGAGGCAUAAACUGGACGCUGCUGCAAAGGUAGAAGCUGAGGUGAAUCAAAGAUUGGAAUCUGCAGAACACCAAGUUAUGGAAUUGGGCGAAGGUCUUAAUGCUGCCGUGGAAGAGAAUAAAUCCCUUAACUCGAAACUUUCUGAGGUUUCAAAUGAGUUUCAGCAGGCACAGGGUAGAAUACAACAGCUCAUGGCUGAAUUGAGUCAGUCAAAGGAGGAACUAGUUGAGAAAGAAAGGGAACUUUUGACACUCAAAGAGUUGCAUGAUAUGCAUGGGAAUCAAUCAUCUGCUCAGAUAAAAGAAUUAGAGGCACAUGUAACAAGCUUGGAACUUGAGUUGGAAUCAUUGCAAACAACUAACAGAGAUAUGGCGGAGCAGCUAGAGAACAAAGCAAGUGAAGCAGAACAGCUGGGAGAACAAAAUAUAGGACUCCAAUCCCGCAUUUCAGAACUCGAGAUGAUGUUAGAAAAGAGAGAAGAAGAAAUUUUUAUUCUCACGAAGAAACUUGAGGAUGAUAACAGAGAAUCAUUAUCUGGAGUGGAGAACUUGACUGCUCAGGUAAAUAAUCUGCUAUCGGAGAUGGAGUCGUUGCAAGCUGAGAAGGCUCUGUUGGAAGAAAAUUUAGCAUUUAAAGGUGAUGAAUCAUCAAAUCAAGUACAGAGCUUAAUGGAUGAGGUAAACACAUUGCAGCAGCAGCUGGAAUCCCUUCAUAGCCAGAAGGCAGAACUGGAAUUGCAGCUUGAGAGAGAGAAACAAGAGUCAUCCGAAAGAUUGAAUGAAAUGGAGAACCAGAAAUCGGAGCUGAAGCAAAUGGUCGAGGACCUUCAAAGAGAUUUGGAAGCAAAAGGAGAUGAGAAAAAUGAUUUAGUGAACCAGAUUACAGAUCAUCAGAGAAUGCUUAAAGAACAAGAAGAUGCAUUUAACAAGCUAAGCGAGGAGUACAAGCAACUUGAAACUUCAUUUCAGGACUGCAAAGCACUUAUCGAAGUUACAGAAAGGAAGAUGCAAGAAAUGGCAGGAGAGCACGAUAAGAUCGUUCACUCCAAGGGUCAAACAGUAGCUGAUUUGGAGCAAAUUAUUGAAGACUUGAAACGAGACUUAGAAAUGAAAGGAGAUGAGAUAAGUACUUUUGUCGAGAACGUCCGCACAAUCGAAGUUAAGCUCCGCUUGUCAAACCAAAAACUCCGAGUCACGGAACAGUUACUAACUGAGAAAGAAGAGAGUUUCAGAAAAGCAGAAGCCAAGUUCAUGGAAGAACAAAGAAUGCUUGAAGAAAGGAUCACAAUAUUGUCUGAAAACAAUGAAGCAUAUCGCAGGAUGAUCACUGAUUUCUCGGGGAACGUGAGUAAUACCUUGACUGGAUUUGAAGCUAUCAAUCAGAAAUUCGAAGCAGGCUAUAGUAAAUACAAACACUGCGUUGAAGAAACAUCAAAAGAGCUGAGGAUUGCUAAACAUUGGGUUGGAGAAACAAAGAGCGAAAAGAAGCAGCUUAUGAAUGAAAUGACUAACAUGAUCGAGCAACUGAAAGAUCAGAAGGAAAAAGAAUCUACGUUACGGGAACAAGUUGAGAAGCUACAGAUUAAGGCCAACAAGGAAGCAAACGAGAAGGAGAAUCUGAUGAAAUCGGUGAAGCAACUGGAGAAUAAAGUUGAGUUGUUGGAGAGGGCAAUAAAAGAGAAGGAUGAAGGUAUAUUAGGCUUAGGAGAGGAGAAGAGGGAGGCCAUUAGGCAACUUUGCACGUGGAUAGAUUACCACCGGAGUCGCUGCGAUGAUCUGAAGGAAAUACUCUCGAAAAGUGGCAGAGUUCAGAGGGCAACCUAGAGUAAGUCCCUCGUAUUUUUCAUUACAUUAGUAUGUUCAUUUUGGUUCUGCAUUUAUGGAUUGUUUUUCAUUGUUUCAUUUGUUUUUUUUCUUUUUAUUCCACAAGUUGGGCUGUUGAUAAAAGCAAAUUGUCAGGGUGAUGUUCAGUCAUGUUCUCGUAGAACUUGGUUGCUUGUAAGGAUAAUAAAACUGCAGUUAUCAGAAA
Gossypium raimondii (Peruvian cotton) is the source of this 2922-nucleotide messenger RNA. Its product is annotated as COP1-interactive protein 1. The transcript has 4 exons. The record is from RefSeq and is a predicted model, not a curated record. Gene Ontology annotation, molecular function: actin binding. NCBI's taxonomy places the organism in Eukaryota, Viridiplantae, Streptophyta, Magnoliopsida, Malvales, Malvaceae. Bases 303 to 2717 code for a protein of 804 amino acids.